Plodia interpunctella (Indianmeal moth) is the source of this 1861-nucleotide messenger RNA. RefSeq names its product ALG10 alpha-1,2-glucosyltransferase (gene Alg10). Gene Ontology annotation, cellular component: endoplasmic reticulum. Gene Ontology annotation, molecular function: dolichyl pyrophosphate Glc2Man9GlcNAc2 alpha-1,2-glucosyltransferase activity. The coding region runs from base 234 to 1673 and encodes 479 amino acids. Gene Ontology annotation, biological process: dolichol-linked oligosaccharide biosynthetic process; protein N-linked glycosylation. The record is from RefSeq and is a predicted model, not a curated record. The transcript has 2 exons. Lineage: Eukaryota; Metazoa; Arthropoda; Insecta; Lepidoptera; Pyralidae.
UAAAUGUCAUUGGCUGUAAUGCUGGAUUGUUGGGUGCCGGCCGGUUGAUUUGUUUCCAUUAAUUUAUCUAUAAAUAGUUGUUAUUAUUAUUAAUUACAAUUAAUUAUUAUUUAUGAUAUAUAUAAUAAAAUUUGUUAAAAUUGCAAUUCGAAUCGUAUGUAGUUAUGUUUGUAAAAACUAUAUAAUUUUGAGUCAGCAAGGUUAAUCGGUAUUGUCUCCAGCCAGAAAGAAAAAUGAUGUUGCAGCCGAAAUACUAUCUGAUUCUAUUCUUAGCAGUUGCAGUAUACUUCAGCAUCUCAAAACUUUUGUUUGACAAAGUUUAUGCCACACUUCAGGUUGUGGUAGAUGAGCUGUUCCAUAUACCCCAGGGAUUGGCUUACUGCGCACACAACUUUACUUAUUGGAACCCAAAAAUUACUACUCUACCAGGACUUUAUCUGGCCUCGGCUGCAAUCCUCAGUCAGCAUUUCUCAUGUAAUACUUACAAUUUGCGAUUUGUGAAUCUUGCAGCAUCUUGUAUUAACUUGAUACUGUUUUCGUCAAUUUUAAAGUAUGUUUAUGGCAGCACCAACUCUGCUAAAACCGUGUUGCAGGCAAUCAAUCUGACAAUACUGCCACCUUUAUAUUUUUUUUCACAUGUCUAUUAUUCUGAUACUUUGUCAUUGACCUUUCUGCUAGCAUUUUCAAGAUUAUGUUUAAUUAACAGAUGUAAAAUUCUGAUACUUGUUUUUGCUUUGAUGAGCGUGCUGAUGAGACAAACUAAUAUUGUCUGGAUAGCCAUGGUUUUCGGCCACAAAAUAUUAGAUAUUUUCAUUAAAAGCUCGCGUGUUUUUGGCAACCAUUUUCUGACCAAAUUGAGAUUGAAUCAUCAGUCGUCAAUUGCCAAAGAUAUUGACAAGUCUAUGUUAAAGUAUCACUACAGCAUUUCUGAUCUAUUCAUAGCUGUGAUGUAUCAUAUAACAACUUGUUCCGUUACCUUUUUUAAAUAUUUAACCUUAAAUGAUGCAUUAGUACUGUUCACUCAUCUUAUAACAUUGAUAUCAUUUGUUGUAUUUGUGUUCAAGAAUGGAUCUAUAGUUCUGGGAGACAAGAGUGCGCACGAGGCGAGCCUGCACAUCCCACAAAUGCUGUACUUUUUAAUAUUUUACGGUAUAUUUGGCUUGCCUUACGUGUUGGCCAAAUUUGUUUCCACUUUGAAGCUGAUUCUGUCUAACAAGUACAAAGCUUUUCUUUUCUCUUUGUUAUUUGCUGUGAUAGUUUAUUAUAAUACUGUUGUUCAUCCGUAUAUGCUAGCAGAUAAUAGGCACUUCACAUUCUACGUAUGGGGCCGUUGGUUUGGGAGGUAUGGUUAUGCAAAAUAUGCUACAAUUCCAGCUUAUAUUUUCCUAAUGUUUAGUUUGUAUGAUAAUUUAAGACAGCAAAAUUGUAUAUCAUUUUUAUUUCCUUAUAGUGUUAGCUUGUUUCUAAGUUUGUGCUUGCAAAGAAUGGUAGAAGUAAGGUAUUUUUUGAUUCCAUACAUCAUAUUGAGACUGAGGCUCGUGAGACCGACGGGGGCAAUUGUUAUUUUUGAAUUUGUAUGGUAUUUAUGUUUGAAUGCGGCAAUGUUCUAUGUCUUUUUCAAUAAGGAAGUCAUGUGGAAUGAUUUCGAUUAUCCACAGAGAAUAAUUUGGUAAUGUAAUGUGAUGCUCUGUGACAAUGAGAAAAAUUUAAUAAUUUUGUUAAGAUGAUGAUGUUGUUUUUUUUUUUGUAUAUUUUUAUUAAUAAUAGUCAUUAAUCAAUAGGAAUGUUAAAUGUUUAGUUUCAUAUAAUGUUUGAUGUAAAUUUUCAUAGGUUGAUAAAUAUAAUUUGGAUUUAAAUAUAA